Molecule: messenger RNA, 2376 nt
Organism: Dipodomys spectabilis (banner-tailed kangaroo rat)
Lineage: Eukaryota; Metazoa; Chordata; Mammalia; Rodentia; Heteromyidae
Gene: Slc5a11
Product: solute carrier family 5 member 11
Exons: 16
Coding region: 252-2276 (674 amino acids)
Biological process (GO): transmembrane transport
Cellular component (GO): plasma membrane
Molecular function (GO): D-glucose:sodium symporter activity
Source: RefSeq, a predicted model, not a curated record
GAGUUCAAGGGUUCUACGGAUCUGCCUCUCUUCUUGCUUCCUUUAACCCCUGCUGUAACCCGGGCCUGGAGUUUGGAGUUUGACCUGCGUGGAGGCUGACAGCCGCAGGUGAGGAGGACCGGAGCCCCAAGGUCUCCCUUCUUCCAGCCAUCUCCGCCUCCAUUGACCUCUGAAGCCCCCCAACCUCCCCACCAGCUCCCAAUCGGUGAGGCUGCAUCUGGAAGAAGGAUUGGUAGGAUUCCUUCAGCACCAUGGAGAGAGUCACCAGCAGUUCGGAGCCUCCACAGUCAGAUGCACUGGAGGCAUUUCCCAGGAAGAGCCUGGAGCCAGGCGACAUUGCUGUGCUGGUUCUUUACUUCCUCUUUGUCCUGGCUGUAGGACUAUGGUCCACAGUGAAGACCAAAAGAGACACUGUGAAAGGCUACUUUUUGGCUGGAGGGGACAUGGUGUGGUGGCCGGUGGGCGCAUCCUUGUUUGCCAGCAAUGUUGGAAGCGGACACUUCAUUGGUCUGGCAGGCUCAGGAGCUGCUGUGGGCAUUUCUGUCACUGCUUAUGAGCUUAACGGCUUAUUUUCUGUGCUGAUGCUGGCCUGGAUAUUCCUCCCUAUCUACAUCGCUGGCCAGGUGACAACGAUGCCGGAGUACCUACAGAGACGCUUCGGCGGCUGCCGGAUCUCCAUCGCCCUGGCUGUACUCUAUCUGUUCAUCUACAUCUUCACCAAGAUCUCGGUGGAUAUGUAUGCAGGCGCCAUCUUCAUUCAGCAAUCUUUGCGCCUGGAUCUGUACCUGGCCAUAGUGGGGCUAUUGGCCGUCACAGCUCUAUACACUGUGGCAGGUGGGCUGGCGGCGGUGAUCUACACGGAUGCUUUGCAGACCGGGAUCAUGCUCAUAGGCUCGCUCAUCUUGAUGGGCUACAGCUUUGCAGCGGUCGGCGGUCUAGAAGGCCUGAAUGAGAAAUAUUUCUUGGCUUUGGCUAGCAACCGCAGCGCAAAUAGCAGCUGUGGGCUACCCCGAGAAGACGCCUUCCAUAUCUUCCGGGACCCAGUGACGUCUGAUCUGCCGUGGCCUGGGAUUCUCUUUGGAAUGUCCAUCCCCUCUCUCUGGUACUGGUGCACGGAUCAGGUGAUCGUCCAGAGGUCUCUGGCUGCCAAGAACCUGUCUCACGCUAAAGGAGGCUCUCUGAUGGCCGCAUACCUCAAGAUCCUUCCCCUUUUCAUCAUGGUGUUCCCGGGCAUGAUUAGCCGGGUCCUCUUUCCAGAUGAAGUGGCGUGUGCACAUCCGGACAUCUGCCAGAGGGUCUGUAGCAAUCCGUCGGGCUGCUCUGACAUUGCGUACCCAAAGCUGGUGCUGGAACUCCUGCCCACAGGACUCCGCGGGCUCAUGAUGGCUGUGAUGGUGGCCGCUCUCAUGUCCUCCCUCACCUCCAUCUUUAACAGUGCCAGUACCAUCUUCACCAUGGACAUCUGGACCCACAUCCGGUCUCGGGCAUCUGAGAAGGAGCUGAUGAUUGUGGGCAGGGUGUUUGUGUUUGUGUUGGUGCUGGUCUCUAUCCUCUGGAUCCCUGUGGUCCAGGCCAGCCAAGGAGGCCAACUGUUCAUCUACAUCCAGUCCAUCAGCUCCUACCUGCAACCACCUGUGGCUGUGGUCUUCAUCAUGGGAUGCUUCUGGAAGCGGACCAAUGAAAAGGGUGCUUUCUUUGGCCUGAUCCUGGGCCUGCUUCUAGGGCUGGUCCGGCUGGUCCUGGACUUUAUCUACGUGCAGCCUCGGUGUGACCAGCCAGAUGAGCGCCCAGCUGUGGUGAAGAAUGUCCACUACCUCUACUUCUCCAUGAUCCUCUCAUCCACCACCCUGAUCACCGUGUGUGCCGUGAGCUGGCUCACUGACCCGCCCUCCAAGGAGAUGGUCAGUCGCUUGACCUGGUUUACACGUCAUGAUCCAGUAGUCCAGAAGGACCAGGUGCAGCCAGCAACCAUCCUGCCUCUGACCCUGACUCAGAACGGAGCCCCAGAGGCCACCAGCACCAGCAUCCAAUUGGAAAUGGCUCAAGACAAUAAGUCUAAAGCCCACAGUGGUGAUGUCAUCCAUAAGCGGUCCAAAGUGGUGAAGGCCAUCUUAUGGCUGUGUGGCAUGGAGGACAAAGGCCGGGAGGAGGCCCCAAGCAAAGCAGAAGCCGUCAUCGUUUCCUUGGAGGAGAACCCCAUUGUGAAAACCCUUCUGGACAUCAACUGCAUCCUCUGCCUCAGCUGUGCCAUUUUCCUCUGGGGUUACUUUGCUUAAUGCAAGGUGACGCCGGCAGCUCCAGCUCUUGCUCUGUUCUCAAGGCCCUGUCAUUUUCUAGUGAAAUAAUAAUAAUAAAAAGCUUUUUGUUUGUUUACUA